CUUAGCAUUGCCUCCGUUUGACUCGUGCUAGAAGUGGAAACUGUUCUUGUUAACCAGCUUGUCCGUAAGACCGAGAAUUGCAGCCGUUUCGACGAGUGGAAAUUGAAUGGAGAACGAAGGGAGCCGUCUGGUGAAGUUUAACGAUACAGUCCGCCUCACUGGGCCUUCGGGCAAUUCCACUGUUAUAACUGGAUCUUACGAGGCCCUACUUAAAAACACUCGUAGCUAACGUUAGCUUGUGUAGUUGCACGGACUCCUGCAUGUACUUUAUUCGCUGUCGUGCUACUCUGUUUAGUAAUACUGUUAAAGUAAUGACAGCUCCGUUGAAAGCGUCCAGUUUAGUGGCCUUCUCUCCCUAACGCCACCAGAUAACACUAACCUGCUGCUGACAUUGAUCUCACCUACGUUUAUGACUUUGAAGGCUUCACAGGAACUUUGGUGUGGAUGCAAAGCUGCCAUGAAUGUGUGUUACAUAGACUGACCAGUGCUAAACAUCAGAUCUAAGUAAAUGGAGGGUAAAGUCUGCUCAUUCCAGAUUUAACAUAUUUUCUGUUGAUGCCCUUCUCUGGAUGGAUCACAGCACUUGUUUUGGACACAAUUCCAGCAGCAUGGUGGGGAGGGCCAAGGAGUUCUUGCUUUUCUCUGCUUCUAUGCAAACCAGUAUGUUUGCUGUGACAGCGAACCACUAACUGCAGUAAAUCGUGCCUGCAGUGUUAACAGAUCUUUGUAUGAGACACACCAGAGAUAAUUGGGAGUUUUGCAGGGUUGAGGUGUACGUGCCAAAUUUGAAAACUAGGAAUCGGUUAAAAACUCUGUGUAUAUUUAUAGUCCCAUAGUUUGUAGUGGAAACAAAACAGAAGAGGGACUGUAUUUUGUUUGUGAUGGCCUCAUCCAACUUAAGACUUUUAAGUUAUUUUUUCUAAGUUUACUAGUGUGUCCUCUACAGCUAUGGAAAUCUUGUCAUUCUUUGCUGUGUGUCAUAAACCGGUGAGCUUUCGUGGUCUCACCAUACAGACAAAGGAUUCUGUUGAAAGCGUACACUCUAAAUAACACGUCUGACCUCUGUGGUGGCCUGAGAUUCUCCAGGUUUGACUGGAUUAGUUUGUCUACAUUGCUACUCACUUUAAAAAGGAACCUUAUGCAUGGUAUUCUGUAAACUGCUGUUAAAGUCGGACACCGUAUAUGGGCACUGAACAGGUCCGAAUGGAAGUCCUCUCUUUACUUUUCCUGUCACACUUUUGUAAGCCGUGCUGCUUGCCACAAUGGCCCUAAUCAAGCCAUAAUCCAAGAGGGCUGCACUUGACCAUUGCGAGCACUUGGCUUUUCUAAUGGAGCACCUUCAGGGAGCGUGGAAGACCCUGAGCAACGGCUUCGGAAUGAAGGACUCAGCGUUUGAGGGCCCCUGCCUUUCUCCAACCAUGGUCCAGGGCUUUCCCUGCCAGCGUCGCUCCUCUGAUGACAGCAAGAUGCCCGACUCCAAGGCUAGCAGCACUAUCCGUGUCUACCUCCCAAACCAGCAACGCACUGUGGUAAAUGUGCGACCAGGUAUGACUCUACACAACUGCCUGAUUAAAGCACUGAAGGUGCGAGGUCUGCAGCCUCAGUGCUGUGCUGUGUUCAGGCUGCAUCCAGGACAGAGGAGUAAAAAAUUGCGAAUGGAUUGGAAUACUGACUCGACCUCACUGAUUGGGGAAGAGCUGCAGGUGGAGGUUUUAGAUCACGUUCCUUUGACGACGCAUAAUUUUGUUCGGAAAACAUAUCUGAAACUAGCAUUCUGUGAUAUUUGCCAGAAGUUUCUUUUGAAUGGUUUCCGUUGCCAAACGUGCGGCUACAAAUUCCAUGAGCAUUGCAGCACCAAAGUGCCCACGAUGUGUGUGGACUGGAGCAACAUCAGACAACUCCUGUUGUGUCCAACACCUGGUGAGAGCGGUGCCCCGUCCCUGCCGCCGCUGACAUCUCGCCGUAUGAGAGAAUCCUUAACACGGUUUCCAAGCUCAGCCCACCGAUAUUCCACCCCUCAUGCCUUCAACUACACCACACCCUACCCACCCACAGGCGGCGGUCUCUCCCAGAGGCAGCGCUCCACUUCCACACCCAACGUCCACAUGGUUAGCACCACCCUGCAUGUAGACAGCAGCAUGAUCGAGCUAGACUGCCUGAAUACCUCCCCCAGCUCCUGGUGCCAUAGAUUCUGGCUGAAGAGGAAAGUAGGUAUUGUGCACUUCUCCCAGUCUUUUGUUGAGGCCUCACCUGAGAGUCCAGAAAAGGAUGCAAUGCGUGAUCAUGACUCCGCGGGGAGUUCCCCCAACCAGAGCCCUACUGGCUGGUCCCAAUCCAAAGUCCCUGCACCUGCUCAGCGAGAGAGGGCCCCAUCCUUCAACACUCAGGAGAAAAAUAAAAUAAGGCCUCGGGACAAGCGGGACUCGAGUUACUACUGGGAGAUCGAGGCCAGCGAGGUUUAUCUGCACUCCCGCAUUGGCUCAGGCUCCUUUGGAACUGUAUACAAAGGAAAAUGGCAUGGUGAUGUAGCAGUGAAGAUUUUAAAGGUGACGGACCCGACACCAGAGCAGUUCCAGGCAUUCAGGAAUGAAGUGGCCGUCCUGAGGAAAACACGACAUGUCAACAUCCUGUUGUUUAUGGGCUACAUGACGAAGGACAACCUGGCCAUUGUGACCCAGUGGUGUGAGGGUAGCAGCCUCUACAAACACAUUCAUGUCCUGGAGACAAACUUCAAGAUGAUCCAGCUCAUAGAUAUUGCCAGGCAGACAGCUCAGGGCAUGGACUAUCUGCAUGCAAAGAACAUCAUUCAUCGUGACAUGAAGUCCAACAACAUUUUCCUACAUGAAGGACUAACGGUGAAAAUCGGGGACUUCGGUCUUGCUACGGUGAAGGCCAGGUGGAGCGGCUCACAUCAGGUGGAGCAGCCCUCUGGAUCCAUUCUUUGGAUGGCUCCUGAAGUUAUCCGGAUGCAGGAUAACAAUCCCUACAGCUUCCAGUCUGAUGUCUAUUCCUAUGGAAUUGUUCUCUUUGAGCUCAUGACGGGAGAGCUCCCAUACUCCCAGAUAGCCAACAGAGAUCAGAUCAUUUUCAUGGUGGGAAGAGGCUAUCUGUCCCCAGACCUCAGUAAGCUCUACAAGAACUGCCCCAAAGCCAUGAAACGAUUGGUGGCCGACUGCAUCAAGAAGUCCAAGGAUGAGAGGCCCCUCUUUCCACAGAUCUUGUCGUCCAUCGAGCUUCUUCAGCAUGCCCUCCCUAAGAUAAACCGCAGUGCCUCAGAACCGUCCCUGCACAGAGCCUCUCACACGGAGGAUAUCAAUGCCUGUACGCUGACCUCCACCAGACUGCCUGUUUUUUAAAGGCUCAGACAGUACUGUCCCUCCUCCUCUCCUUACACUUGCCUUCCUCCUCAAAAUAUACAAAUUAGCCCAAAAAAUUCUGUAUGCCCAAAUUCUCUUCAUAAAGAUGAUACUAUACACAUGCAAUCGUACAUAAACCCAUGUUAAUCAAUACAACAUGCAAUGAGGAGAGAGAGGGAAGUGCAGAGAGAAGUGCGUCUGAGAUUAACUUUGGAAGCGAUUAAGUGAUGAUGGAUUGUAGUUGGAUGUACAUAUGAAGAGGUUAGCAUAAGAUGCAUCAAGGUGAAGCCUUGCUCCAUGUUGGCAUUGUAUUUGGUAUAAGUUGUAAAUAUAUGCACGCACACCUACCUAAGACAACGAUGAAUGGACAUUGAAGGAAGCUCAAGAGAAAACCAGAUGCAUCUCUUGAUUUUGGGUUCUGUGAUGUGAAGCACACCUUUCUGUCAGACCGCCCUGUGUUCUGAGGGAGAGGACUUUUUACGCUUAGCUGCCUUAAGAGGAAACAAAGCCUGGACUUAGAUCCUGCACAACUUCACCUCCUCUUCUCACAAAGCCGUUGGAUGUAGUCCAUUUAGUUGCACAGUAGUAGUUGAUUUUGCAUUGUCUUAAAUGGGGUAGACAUGGGGAAUUUUUUUGUCUUUUUUUGUCGUCGUUCUUGUUGACUUCUUUUGUCUUUGUUUUUGGGCCAUUUUGGAUGAAUUGUAGCUUGUCGGACAGUGAGCAUGAGCGAUGAUGGAAAUCUGCACAAUUUUCAGCAAAAACAGCGGUUAUGUUUCAACAGUAUGCGAUGACUUCAUAGCUCUGAGUAAACUGAUCUGUAGGUCCCCACACAUCCUUAUCAGUCCUUACCGUCGGUAGGUUCUCACAAGCUGGACAUUCGGCAGUUGUCUUAAAUAUUUAAAAUGAUUUGGAAACUAAUUUGUAUUUGUUUAUCGUGUCACUUUCAGGAGGUGAAACGUUUUAUUGUGAACUUGGUGAGAAAGGUGUCUAUUCAAUAUUUUAAUAAAAUUAAGUUAAAUUUCUUUGCCAAAUCAA
Acanthochromis polyacanthus (spiny chromis) is the source of this 4391-nucleotide messenger RNA. RefSeq names its product Raf-1 proto-oncogene, serine/threonine kinase a (gene raf1a). Lineage: Eukaryota; Metazoa; Chordata; Actinopteri; Pomacentridae. Gene Ontology annotation, molecular function: protein kinase activity; ATP binding. Bases 1329 to 3356 code for a protein of 675 amino acids. Gene Ontology annotation, cellular component: plasma membrane; cytosol; mitochondrion. The record is from RefSeq and is a predicted model, not a curated record. Gene Ontology annotation, biological process: signal transduction; protein phosphorylation. The transcript is spliced from 18 exons.